Molecule: messenger RNA, 8153 nt
Organism: Eucalyptus grandis
Lineage: Eukaryota; Viridiplantae; Streptophyta; Magnoliopsida; Myrtales; Myrtaceae
Product: pentatricopeptide repeat-containing protein At1g73400, mitochondrial
Exons: 2
Coding region: 355-2073 (572 amino acids)
Molecular function (GO): protein binding
Source: RefSeq, a predicted model, not a curated record
UGUUUCUCGAGUGAUGGCCGUAGGCCCAAAACCGUCACAAAGGGGUCCCCAAGCCCAACGGGCUAAUCCACAAGCUGCUUACUAUGAAGCCCUCCUUUUCUGCCAUCAGGAAUUGGCGAUCGGAUUCGGGCUGAGCUCAUCGGACUCUCUUCGAAAAUUGCUCGGAGACGACGGAGCAACAGGCCGCGGCACGGCGGCGGCGGGGCUCUCGCUCAACCAGGCAUUUCUCUUCCUCCUCCUCCUCUUCAAUACGCAAGCCGACCUGCUCUUCCUCCAGUAGUCGACGGUUCACGUUUUCCUCGUCGACUGAAGAAGAACGGCGGGAAUGCCACGGUAGAGUUUCGCCGGUUUGAGAUGAGGAGGCUUUGUAGGUACGGCCGCUGCUGUCGCAAUCUCGCUCGGGAGUACAAUCCAUCUCCGCCUCCUGCGUUGCCCGGUGCCGGACCUCCGAUUGCGAAUCCUGAAUCCUCGCGGCGGAUAUUGCCGGGGCUGUCCGCGCCUCGCUGGUGUCUCGACGAAUCCCCGUUUCCCCCGCGCCGCCCUGCUGCCGCGGCCGGCGUCGCCGUGCGGUUGUUCUGCACGGACGUCGUCUCGUCGGGGCGGCCCGAAGACGUCCGUGGCGUGGAGGACGGGGGUUUAGAUAGCGAUGCCGAUAAGGUGUAUAAAAUCGUGAUGGAUCAUUCUUGUGCGUAUCAUGACAUGGAGAAAGCCUUGGACCAGGCCGGCAUUGGCCUGACCACCGCUUUGGUCGUCGGCGUGCUUCACCGGCUUCGAUACGAGGAGAAGAUAGCGUUCCGUUUCUUCACGUUGGCGGGGCACCGGGAAGAUUACGAGCACGAGCCUCCGGUUUAUAACGCGAUGAUGGACAUACUGUCCAGUACGAAGUACAAGGCGAAGCAGUUUCGAAUUGUCUGCGACCUGUUGGAUUACAUGAAGAGGAAGGAGAAGAAGAGAGUCCCUAUGGAAGUUCUUCUGAGGAUAUUGAGGGAGUACACGGAGAAGUAUUUGACACAUCUUCAGAAAUUCGCUAAGAAGAAGAGGAUUCGGGUGAAGACCCAGCCGGAGAUAAAUGCCUUUAACUUGCUAUUGGAUUCCUUGUGCAAGUGCAGUUUGGUUAAGGAUGCCGAAGAACUGUUUGAGAGAGUGAAGAAUAAGGUUAAACCCGAUUCUAAUACUUACAGCAUAUUGUUCUUUGGUUGGUGCAGAGUAAGAAAUCCGACUAGAGGAAUGAAGGUUCUGGAAGAGAUGAUCCAAAUGGGUCUCACGCCUGAUAAUUUCACUUACAAUACUGCGAUCGAUGCUUUUUGUAAAGCAGGGAUGGUAACCGAGGCAGCUGAACUGUUUGAGUUUAUGCGAACCAAAGGCUCCACCAUGUCUUCUCCCACUGCGAAGACCUACGCGAUCAUGAUUGCGGCUUUGGUUCAGAAUGAUCAACUGGACGAGUGCUUUAAACUCCUGGGACAUAUGAUAAACAGUGGUUGCCUUCCUGAUGUUUCAACCUACAAGGAGUUUAUUGAAGGGAUGUGUAAGGCUGGGAAGGUUGAGGAAGCUUAUAAGUUCCUGGAAGAGAUGGGAAACAAAGGUUAUCCCCCUGACAUUGUCACCUAUAACUGCUUCUUGAGGGUUCUUUGUGACAACAAAACGGUGGAUGAAGCGAUUAGGCUUUAUAGGAAAAUGAUUGAGGUCCAGUGCAUGCCCAGCGUACAAACCUACAAUAUGCUGAUCUCAAUGUUCUUUCAGAUGGGUGAUCCUGAAGGGGCAUAUGAGACAUGGCAUGAGAUGGAUGAGAGGGGCUGUGCACAGGAUGCAGAUACAUACUGUGUGAUGAUUGAAGGGCUUUUUGACUGCAAUAUGGUGGAAGAAGCACGAUUUCUUCUGGACACAGUCAUAAAUAAAGGUUUGAAAUUGCCAUAUCGAAAGUUUGACUCUUUUCUGAUGAAGCUAUCAGUAACUGGUGAUCUUCAAGCCAUUCAUAGACUUUCAGAGCAUAUGAGGCAGUUUUACAAUCCUGCUAUGGCCAGACGACUUGCGCUAAACGAAAAGAGGAAAAGCGUGAGGUUGAGAGGAAAGUGAGAAAAUAUAGAGGCAGUCACAAGCCAAGUCCUAUGUGAUCAGAUAGUCGUACCUUAUCGUCUACAUGCUAAUUGAGGAUUGUUUUACCAUAAAAAUACAAGAACAUCCUGAGAGUUUCUCAUCACAACGUGGAUAACUUAGUUUAAAGCUGCCUAUGCAGAACUUGACCUUGAGACUUUACUGUACUUCUUUCUCAUACAUCGAGCCAAAUUGUCCAUCUUCUACAACUGCUAAGGUCUAUACAAAUGCUUCAAAUUGGAGGUGAUCAAAGUCACAGAUUAUGGCAUUCUUUGCUAGAAUAGUUUAUCUGAUCAAAAUGCAAGACGGAGAUGUGUAUAAUGAUGACCUCAACUAGCCUUAAGUGCCCUUCUCAAAUCUGGUUUUUGUGUUGCCGAUAAAAGAAUGAAAGGGAUAUAAAUGCAUCAUCUUUCACGAUUUGCUGUUUGGGGUUCAAAAUCUCUUCCGUGGUUUGAAAUUUUGGUGGUGCUGUCAGCAAGGAAGGAGGACACAUAGAAGAGUCCUUAGCUCUAUUGCAUUGGCCUCGAUCUGAACUCCUGAGAAGUUACCUUCAGCAAUACACAUUGCCUAUAAAUGUAUCUUUCAUUGCCUCUGUAUGAAGAAAUUCUUUUUAAGAGGACAAAUUUCAAGAAAAGGGAAAUAGGUUUAGAUGUCAGAAGAUGUUCUCUUAUUAAUAAGAUCUGCCAUCAUUCAAGUGCUGUUUCUGCCUAACAACGAACAAAGGAGAGCUUUCUGGCCAAAAUCGGCAAGUCACUUCCAACACCAACGUAGAAACAACCAACAAAUCAAAAUUUAUGGUUUGAAGUUCAAGAGAGAGACAGAGAGGAAAGGGCUGCUUACAAGUUUUGUUGAAAUGAUUUGCUUCAAUUUUCACUCUUCUACAGUGCCAAGAUUGAUAUGUUUGAACUCCUCUUCCAUGUUCCACUUACUUGAAGACGGAUCACAUAUUGCAACAUUUACUCAAUUUGCUUUUGUUCUAUUGUAAAUGUAAUUGAAAUCGCGGGUUCAUGGUUCUAUCUGCCAUUACAUGUGUGAAUAACUUAUGUCGCUAUUCUAAUAGAUAAUCUUUUAACAACUCAGAUGUUGCCAUUUGAGGUCAUGGAUAGAGAGACUAGCUGAUGACUUUGAUUGGUAGAAUUAUGUAAUGGGACUAUCUGUGUAGUUUGAUUUCUUAUAUAGAGAUAUCACACCCUGUGUUCACAUUUGAUGGAUUUAUUCUUUUCUUGUGGAUUUUCUCCAUGGUUAUGUGUACCACAAGAAGUAUUUGGAAAAACCAUUGAUGAUGGAUAAACAAAGUCAAUUUUAGUGUAGAGGAUACAUAGGGAGUCCAGUCUCUUUCUGCGGGACUGGGGGUAUUAUACUCUUUUUUCAUUUGAUAUAUGUAAUCAAAUUGGAGCAUGGUGACUUUGGCCUUCAGGUACAUGCCAAAUGGCCUCUCAGGAACCAUUUGUCAAUUUAUUUCUAAUGCCAAGUGCGGAUCAUGGAGGCUAUUGAAUUUGAGGUUAUAAAAUGUUAUCAACUUGAAGUACUUCAGUUUCUGGAUCUCGCUGCUUGAGGUUAGCUGUAAUUUGCUCUGCCUAUAGCUUAAUGCAUGACGGAGGUUUUGGACUGUUCUUUAGCUUAAUAAUGGUAGUCCUUAUAAGACCAUUUAUUACUGGUUGAACUUGACAUGCUGACGGAUGCUUUCAAGAUGAUAUCACAGGAUGUGUUUUUCUGUCGUUCCACUUCCACGCCUACAUAUUCUGGAACUUCCAAGUUUUCUGUUCAAUUAAACAUUCAAAUAGUGUUUCUGCAUAUAUGAUCCAUGUAACACAUCCGCACCUUUCAUGAACAUAAAUUUCAGUUGUGCUUAUUUACUUCAUGUGUUGUCUCAAGUACCUAAUUUGAAUGUCUAUUAUGUAUGACACCACAGUUAGUUGUUGCCACAAAACAUUAAUGAUCACUCUUCUAUCACUCUUACUGUACAAUCUGUCAUCUAUUUGUCUGCUCUCUCUUCCACUUAACAUGUGCUGAGUUAGACGUAUCUUUCUCCAUUUAUUUUAAUAGCAGGGCACUUUGCUUCUGAAAAGUUUCUAAUCUUUGGAACAGAUAAUAGUGACAAGAUACGGAUUUAAGGUGAAACUUUGCUUGAGAUGCAAAGAUGAAAAGUGAAAUGACUGGCUAUUACUGCAGUUUGAUCCUUGUAUAGCAAAUGUAGUUGGAAUUAGCAUUGCCGCUUAACCUUAUAACUUGGCAUUUGCUGAUUUUAGGAAUGGCCAUCCAUUGCUCUGCUGCUUCGUCUUAGGAAGGAGAUCCAUCACAUCCAAUAUAAGCCACCUAGUUGGGAUGGCUUUGAUUUUUCUUUAGUUGGGCGGCCUUUGGAUGGUUAAUGUAACAUAUUUUACAGCGUGCCUCUACCAGAUUAUAUUUAAACAGAGAUUGGAAUUGGCGGACAAAAUGCUUCCGCACUUAUAGAGUUAGGCAUUUCGGACAAAAGUGAAAUGAGGUGGCAUCUGCUGAAGUUAGGUAUGGCCAUCCAUUUCUCUGCUGCUUCAUCUUAGGAAGGAGAUCUUUCACAUCCAAUAUAAGCCACCUAGUUGGGAUGGCUUUCAUUUUUCUUUAGUUGGGGGGGCCUUUGGAUGGUUAAUUUAAGAUAUUUUACAGCGUGCCUCUACCAGGGUAUAUUUAAACGGAGAUUAGAAUUGGCGGACAAAAUGCUUCCACACUUUUAGAGUUAGGCAUUGCAGAGAUAGUAGGCUGGGAAGGGCAUGAGGAAUAUUUAGUGCACUAGUUUUAAUUCCAAACUUUUAAAGUUAUAGGAGCAGACUUUCUUUUUUGGCACUCAUAUCAUGUGCUAUUUUAUUAAAUGGGAAUGGUCAUGUUCGAUCCGACUCUAUUGCUAUUAUAGCACUUAUGAGGUUCCCCUCUCACAAGAUGCUUCUGAAUACGCUAAUUUGCUUCCUUCAGCAUCUUCGAUUAACUUACUGCUCUAAAGCGUGUUGACGAGAUCACGUCUCUCUCUCUCUCGGCGAUUUUGGAGGUGCGUGAUGCGUAUGGCCUGUAACAUGCUAUACGAUCAAGUGUUCCCAUUCUAGCAUCUCCAGUCGCCUGGUUUCUCUGACCCCCAAUCUGAACUCUUUUACACAUUUCUUCAUAGUAGUCUGAAAGAAUCUUUGAAAAAUGCACCGAUCUAAGACAUGUGAUUUAAGGAAUAGACUCUAACUUUUUCGCACAAACUACAGUAUUCCCAUAGCUCUCAGUUAUCAUUUCUAAUCCACUAUGAGUAGCUCGUCAAUGUUGGCCUAUCUGUACUUUGGAUAAAGUCAUACUUGGCUUAAGGCAUGAAUUUCCUUUUUGACAUUUUUCUUUUGACAUUCCAUUCCAUUCUUCCCAGAACCUGUUUAACCCUGUCUAGGCACUAUCAAAUCAUAUGCAAGAGGACAAAAGGCAUUGCAGCGUAGGCUUUAUUGCUUCUUGUACUCAGUGGAUCUUGACAGUAUGGUUGAAUUAUUAUUAUUGUUAUAAUUUUUUUAAUGCAUAAGAGUGUUGCUGGUUUGAACCUUGGAUCAGAUUCAAGAAUGGUCAUUAUGAAUUAAUGUAGAUAUAAGCUGCAACAUGGAGAAAUUGAAUUUCUGUGGUCUCUAAAUCAUGGUUUAAUUUGUAGAUAAGUUGAAAAUGUCAUCCUUUAUAUCUCAAUUAGGUAGUAUAAGUAUUUGCCUCUGUAUUCUAUUGGAAGCAUAAUUGAUAUUUGACCGAUCAACAUCAUAUUCUGAGAUUGCGCGUAACUUUAAGGGUGACGGUAUUUCUUUAUUUACACGCAGAUGUGGUGUAAUCAUUUCCAGCUUUGUGGAGUACACCAUGGCAAUGACGAUUGCUGAAGUUGGAAAUUUGCAUUUGGACGCUCGAUGGCGUUGUCACUUUCUUGGACUUUUAUUCUGUGGAUGCUGCCGACUCUUGGAGUAAUAUUGAAGAUUCUGGACGCACUCUUUUCCACAUGAUGCAACUCGAGAGGUUUGUUAUAAAGAUACGCUCCUUUAUCUGUCGAAUAUGAACACGACAAAAUGUUGUAAUCAUCUUGGACUUGUGAAUAUGAAGUCUCAAUCCACACUUGAGCCGAAAGAAAUGGUCUUUUAGUGCAGCUGUUCUUCGUGCUAUUGAUAAAAGUUUCCACAUGAAAAGGAUUUCUUCAACUAAUACCUCCAAUUUUAUAGUGGGUGCUCCAUUGUCAAGGGCUCCUCAUUGGCUGUAGACUUUCCUCUCCUGAAAAUCUUACAAUCAAAAGCACUUCUUAGAUGGCCAAUUCCCGGCCUUUUGCAGAAAACAUUCUGCUAGAUUCUCUUGCUCCCAUUAGAAGCAAGCCUUAAAUUAAAAAUAAAAAAUUGUUGCAAUCAGAAAGGAGGAAAAGCUCUGUUGAAUUUAGUGGUCAUACAGUGAAAGACAGCAAGUUUCUAUUGUAUAGAUACGGAAGAAGGUGUCAUAUUCCAUCAGAAUCAGUAUAUUAUUCCAUUUAAAGUGACGGCUAAUAAUGACUUUAAGAUAUCCUUAUCUGCCACCUAAUGCCCUCAAAAGUAAUUUGCACUCAAAUUCAUUUUGCAUUUUCUCUAAUUUCUUCAACUGGAUUUCUGUUACAGGUAUCAUAUUCCGAGCUACAGAUACUUGAAAAGAAUGGUAAAACACUUUUUAAGAGAUAGAUAUUGCUAUGGUAGGCAAGUAGAAGGAUGAGUACUAUUGAUUUACAUACAAAAGAAGAAAAGACUUUCUUGUUUUGUUUUUUUUUUGUUUUUUUUUUUUUUUUUAUAGGUAGAAGAAAAGACUUUCAAGAGAUGCUAGAGAGAGAGAGAGAGAGAGAGACAGAGAGAUGAGAUGUUAGCGAUAGAUAGUUGUGAGUUGGUUAUCAUGUGGAUAGAGGCCCAAUGUGCAAUGCUAUUUCUUUGGAAUCUGAAUGGUUUAUAAGUUAGCUUUCGGCUGCCCAUGGUUGAGAAGUUGUGAUUUCUUCUGGAAUUGGAAACCCUUGAUUCUGAAUAAACAUAGGGGUCGUAAUCAGCCGGUAUGAACCAAGCAAAGAAAGGCAAGGCGUUAAUCAGGGACUUGCCCAUGCUUAAAGCAGAAAAUAGUCUUCCUUAGAGGAACGAUUUUCCAUGGGUUUGUAAAAGGCAUUCCUCUCACAUGGUCAAUUGUGGUGGUGCUACAGUCAAGUGAUUACUUCAUUUCAGAGACAGAUGGCCAAUAUCUGCUCAAGGAAGCUCUUUGGUGACCAAAUAUAUCAGCUUGGGGAUGUAUACGGAGCGUCGAAUACUUGCAAAAGAAGAUUUCUGGACUGCACGCAUAAUUUGAGUUAAUUCAAGAUCAUUACCAUCUUUGUCUACAUCCAUACUGAUGCUGUGUUGUUGUUAAGCAUGCAGGUGAAUUAAGAUCUUGAAGCUCCUGCGAGAAUUAAACAGCCUCUCCGGCUAUAUCAGGAAAAAUACAUGUGGCUGAAGGGAAACACAUAAGGCCAAAAAAAAAAGAAGAAGAGGAAGAAGAAAAGAAAGUAGGUGAAACUGGUGAACAGUCAGGACUUAAGAAGAAGUUUAAGCAUGAAACUACUGCUGAGCCUGUCAGUUUAAUCAUUCUAGUACUUUCAGAAGUUACUGUUUCACUUGAUUCCACAGAACUUUUCAUGGUGCAGGCGAUCAACGAUCACGAGUCCAUCUUCACAGUUAAAGAAAGUGGAGAGUUAGAGAGAGAGAGAGAGAGAGAGAGAGAGAGAGAGAGAGAGGUGGUGAACACUUAAAAAGCGGUUGAAUUACCAAGUUGUUCACGGUUCAAGAAACGGGUUGAGUUCAGUAGCGACGGUGACCUAUGUUGUGGCCGAUUUUGGUGUCUUUAAAUUUAGACAUAUGUUGGGUGAAAAAUGGGGGACGGAUACGUCGAACCCAUUAAACAAUCUGUUUCUCCAACUUUGAGAGUGUUAGGCCAACGGUCAAAGGAAGAGACUCCUGUCUCCCUUUUCAUUACUUUAUUCCAUGCCAAGAUUAGACAAACUUCUCAUCGUUGGUUGUACAUUAAUUAUAGGAUUCAGACAUUCCCUCUCUGUUUCUCUA